UUAUUAAUAACAAAAUAUAUUUAACACUUAUGCGGAUUACCUCCAAAUACUUUGUAUUAGAGCAACAGAGGCGAUCCACUGAUAAUGGAGAUGUUUGUUACGGGGAAAGUGUUACGAUACUCGGUGGUGAAUUACGACGGUCGACACUACGAGAUGUUGAACGAUUUGCUCGUAAGUGAACACGAUCGAUUGCUCGUCAGGACGAUAUCGGACUACGAAGUCGGGGAGAUGUUCACACGUCGUGCCGAUGGCACUGAUACGCUGCUCCGUUCAAACGGAGAGUUGAUCGUUACCUUUUCCGGUGCAUAUAAUUAAUAUGUUGAAAAAUAUAUUAUUCGAUGCGAUCUAUCAUUAAUUUUGUCAUUAUUCCUUUUUCAGACGGUACACGUAUCAUCACGAAUUAUGUGAUAGAAAAAGAAUCAAUAACAUGCGAGUGGUCACAGGACGAGUUGCAACGAUAUUUUGGAUUCAUGACAAAGGAGACAAAGGAAUACAACGGUAAUACAAUUCUUUCAUCUUCCGAUGGUGAAUUCUCCCAUGAAGAAUUCACCCGUUACGUAUAUCGACUGGCAAGAGAAGCUGAAAAGGUUCUCGCUCGUAGACGGCUUUGUCUCGGUCUUGUUGACUUUCCGCGUGGAACAUAAAGACUAUGCCAUCGUAUCCUACGAUCAGUCAGCAGUUGGGUAUACUUUAUCAAUGCCCGACGAUCUUCACGUCAGCGUAUCGGGAAGAGGUCAUUAUGAAGUUUCAAUAGAGGACGAACUUAAUCUGAAGAUUUCAUCUGACAAACGAAUGGAUUAUCAAAGGAGUAAAUUAUUGCGAAGUACUUCUUCUCCGUAUAACUGGCUGUUCCCCUUUGGCAAAAGAAAUCAGGUAGUUCCUGAAAAGAUGCAGAACGAAGUUUUAACAAAGCGAAAUGAGCUAUCGCUGCCGAAGUUAUUGCGAGUGCGCAUUUUCUUCGGCAUUAAAGAGGCAGACAGAAACAUUCUGAUCGAUAUGCAGAGAGCCAUGGGACUUUACUGGAUAUUUGUGUUCCGUGAUGGUGACAAAUGUCGGCUAUUUUGCGCGACUGGACCCAGUCGAGCCUGCGAAGUUGAAAAUGAUUACAAGAGUUCGGAAGAGGAAGAACUGCGCGAGCUGGCUCUCGGCGUUAGGAAAAGCAUUGACGUCGAGACGUACGUCAGAAGCCUUCGAGGUAAGCUCAUUAAAGUGAGCACGGAAGCUGUUCGGCAGUCGAGCCGUCUUGCGGAGUUACUUCAACAAAGAGGUUCGAUGAAGGAGGAAUACGAGUGGUAUAAACAGUGUAUGAGGAAGCGAAUCAUUAUGCCAUACUUUCAAACUAUUGCUAACUCGGGCUAUUCUUUAAUGAAAGACCUCGUCAAUGAGGCAAUUUAAGUAUAGAAAAAAAAUCGUAUUUCCAAAAAAGGAGAUAAGUUUGUUAAUGAUAGAAAUAAAAAGAAUUAUUUUUGUUACGAAUGUUAAUUUACGAAAGUAAAGCUAUUGCGAUUAAAUUAAUCACACUGAGACUUCGUUCUGGCGAAAAUG
Ooceraea biroi (clonal raider ant) is the source of this 1545-nucleotide messenger RNA. RefSeq lists its product as uncharacterized. Lineage: Eukaryota; Metazoa; Arthropoda; Insecta; Hymenoptera; Formicidae. The record is from RefSeq and is a predicted model, not a curated record.